AUGUUAUUACAAUUAGAUGAUGCUAUUGAAGCGACGUCCUCGAUCGAACGAUUACAGCGUAGCGGUGGCAGGCAGUACCAGCAAACGAAGGACACCAUUCUAGCGGACGGUCGGCGGAAUGAAGCCAUCAACAGUACCGUUCUCGGCAGGACAGGCCAGAACGCCACCAGGUCUACCGGUGGGCGAACGCACACGCACGUAACCGUUGCGAUGGCACAGGGCAACACCACGCUGGCCGCGGGUCUCGUACCGAAGGUACCGACCGCCACCCUGACAGCCUCCACACCCACCGAACAACCUGCCCGUAAGGCAGACAUAUUAAUCUAUCCAACAGUAUCACCGGAAACGAUCGUCGUACCGAUCCUGUCCUGCAUAGUGGGGUUUCCCAUCUUUGCCCUGCUGGUCAUCUGCUGUCUGCGACGCCGUGCGAAGAUUGCCCGCGAACGUGACCGGCGGCGAAAUUUCGAUCUAAAGGCCAACACCAUUACGCUGGUACGCUUCAAUUCGCACCACCUCAGCAAUCAGCGCUCCAUCCUGCUACAGUCUGGUGACAGCUUGAGCCGUGGAUAUCCGUCGCUCGAUCUGGACACGGUGUACGAGGAGAAGAGUGACACGCACUGCAGCAGUCAGCUCGACUCACCGGCCGCCCAUAUGCUACUGACGGACUCAGCGCCCGAUACGGACAACGAACAGUGCUAG
Messenger RNA from Anopheles marshallii, 699 nucleotides. RefSeq lists its product as uncharacterized. The record is from RefSeq and is a predicted model, not a curated record. NCBI's taxonomy places the organism in Eukaryota, Metazoa, Arthropoda, Insecta, Diptera, Culicidae. The coding region runs from base 1 to 699 and encodes 232 amino acids. The transcript has 4 exons.